GAAUAUCGGUUAUCUCGAAGUCCGAAGAGUUCAAAACCCGGAGGGGACUAUGGAAGCUUCCCAAGAGCAAAAAGCCAUUGAUCCUUCGUUGUCAUUCAUCCCGGACGAGCCGUCUAUGCCUUCGUCCUCAGCGCUUCCCCCUUCCGAGAACGAGUCGCAAAAUGAAGAGCAACCUGCAUUGAAUAUCUCGCACCUUUCUUUCGCGACGCCCCCUCGCAUUUCCAGGUCUGUAGUGUUCAACACACCGCCCCGUCCUGAUGACCUUCCUGAUCUCCCUGACUUACCCACAUCUCCGGAUGGGAGUUUACCAUCCCCUACGGCGACUCGGACGCCCAACCGUAAUACAUUAAUCGAUGGGCCAGGCAUGACGCGCACACCUCAUCCUCCUGGUGGGUGGAGAACUCCAAAGCCAGGCCGCCCACAUCUAGUUCCCGCUACUCCGCAAGAUGAGUCCGGAGUGCUUGAGCCAAACACGGCUGAAGAAGUAAACGGGUCUGCUGUGUCCGUUCCCAAUGGGGCGCGGAACAAACUGCGAGGGGCCCCUACUACACCUGAUGCAGGCUUCCCAGCGCCGACACCUGAACAGGAUGGGGGCAGGAUGGGGGCUUCUACAUCGAUUUCGAAGACGCCGAAACCUCCUGGUGCAUGGGCUAGUACGCCUGUUACAUCCGCGUCCAAUUCGUUACGAAAGGGGAUUUUGAAGGUAAUGGAGGAAGAGCAGGAAGAACUAGUGACUCCCUCAAACAAGCACCGGAAGAGUAUCCCUUCGGCCUUCGGCCCUAACGAGGGAGAUGUGGCGAGUUCGUCCCCCUCUAAGGGAAAGGCAAAACCUUCCAGCAGGGAUUCAUCUCCUCGCAGGCGGAGACCCCGUAUGAAAAUGGUGGAUGCCUUUGGAAACGAAAUUCCAAGCUCACCUGAGAUGCUACCUGCUCUUCGGGAAGAGGAUAAUUCGCCUGCCACCGAGGAGGAAAUACAACUUUUGAGGUCAAUUGCCAGGCAAAUCCCUCUCAUUGCUAAAGAGUUCAACGAUGAAAGCAUGUCCAUGACUGCCCCGGAACCACUGAGAUCGCUCCAAGAAAUACUUGAGGAGAAGGAUCGUACUAUUGAUCUUAAAGAAGCUUCCAAACUGGCCCGGGCGGAGCGUGCGAGGCUUCAUCGCCAGUUGCAACUCCUUCGAAAUGGAGAGGAGUCACUUUCUCAAGAAAUUGGGCGGCUUGAAGGCGUAGUGAGGGCGGCAACGCCUCCGCCUGACCUCGAGACCGUUCAGACUAACCGCCGAUGGGGAAAGUGGUUUGUAAUGAUCUUGAUGACUCAAACAGUUGCCAUCAUUAUCUUCGUAAAGCAUCGUGCUGAGCCUUUUUUCCCCCCGGGGUUCGCAGGAUGGUAUCUCUACGCGCAAGAUACAUCCCUCUAUGAACCUCUCAUACCUACGGGUUGGGACAUAUCCAGUACAUUUGGCCCACACAGUUUGUCCCUUGUGGAUGGGGCAGCCCAUUCUUCGGUCUUGGAUACUUUCUUGCAUCUCGCAUCGGAAAUCUUUUAUUCCAUCUUAGCGUUUUUCUUUGGAAUGAAGACGUUGGAUUUUACGUUACCCCCACCCCAACGGUUACCAUCCUGA
Messenger RNA from Cantharellus anzutake, 1618 nucleotides. RefSeq lists its product as uncharacterized. The coding region runs from base 50 to 1618 and encodes 522 amino acids. The record is from RefSeq and is a predicted model, not a curated record. The transcript has 5 exons. Lineage: Eukaryota; Fungi; Basidiomycota; Agaricomycetes; Cantharellales; Hydnaceae.